UAUGAGCGCAGACGAGCUGAGCUGGAGGGGAACAGAGAAGCGAGAGAAGCUGCAGCUCUGCAGGUUCUGAACACACAGGUCAGUUCUGAGACUGAUGAGAGUGAACGGACGAAGCGCUUUGGUGUGGGUUACAUUUACUAACUGAGAUGGAGGGAGUUUAUAGGUUUACAGGUGGUUUAUCACUGAAACAAAGGGAGGAAAGCAGUCUGGUGUAAAAGCUGCGUUUUGGUUCUUUUGGCACCUUUUGCACUAUGAGCUGCUGAAGUUCCGCUGGUGACUUGGUGGUAUUUCAACUUUAACAAGGACGCGCCAGAGCUGCUGGAAAAGACUGACCACGCUGACCACGAGGAAGACAGCAAAGCGUAAAAAAUGUAUAUAGUGAUUAGGAAAUUCCAGCCCUCAGACCAUGAGGCUGUGAGAGCUUUGUUUCGAGAUGGAAUGCAGGAGCACAUCAUCCCGUCCUUCACUCACGCCAUUACUCAGCCACUCCACAUCACUGUGACCCUGUGCUUUUUCACUGUGGGCUAUAUACUGGGUGGAGGAUCAGUUGUCCUGGCCCUGCUGGCUGGAGGUUUGUGGAUAGGUCUGCUGUACUACUGCUGCUAUGAGCACUAUGCUGGUUAUGCCCGAUCAAAGCUGAACACAGACAUGCGGGACAUUGCAGGCUUCUACCUCAGCAGGCCAGAUAACUACUUCUGGGUCGCUGAGGCUAAAAUCAACAGCCGACCUCAGAUCAUGGGUAUAGUGGCUGUGGAGGGCAAAGAACUUCCAGACAGCGGGCAAAAGUAUGGAGAACUUUUCCGAAUGAGUGUAUCGUCCACAUCUCGCCGCACUGGCCUCGGCUGGCGACUCGGUCAGACGGUCAUAAACUUUUGUAAAGAGCGAGGGUUCUCGAAGAUUGUGCUUCAGACUACUUCUAAACAGUCAGCAGCUGUGGCUCUUUACUAUAAGAUGGGCUUUAAACCUGUGCGAACUCAUAAGCAGGCUCCUUGGUGGGGCCUCCGGCUGGUUGGAGUUUCAAUUCUGAGGAUGGAGAAAAUCCUACAGGCAUUUGAUGGGAUGUAGAUGAUCUCUUGACUCAAAGUCCUUUGCAUAAUUAAAAGGUUCUUUGCAUGUGAAAGGGUUCUUCAGAUUUAUGGAGAAUGUGCAGAAGAUAGAUGUAUAGAAACGUUUUGAAAAGUGUUCUGUAUAGCACCAAAAGAGUUCUUCUAUUGGUACAGUGACAAGCUUGUAAUGAUAACAGAACCCUUUUUUGCUCUUAUAUAGCACCCUUUUCAAAAGGUGCUGUAAUGCUAGAACCAUAUUCAACACA
Pygocentrus nattereri (red-bellied piranha) is the source of this 1312-nucleotide messenger RNA. RefSeq names its product probable N-acetyltransferase CML1. The record is from RefSeq and is a predicted model, not a curated record. The coding region runs from base 370 to 1065 and encodes 231 amino acids. Lineage: Eukaryota; Metazoa; Chordata; Actinopteri; Characiformes; Serrasalmidae. The transcript has 2 exons. Gene Ontology annotation, molecular function: N-acetyltransferase activity.